Messenger RNA from Rhineura floridana, 1555 nucleotides. It is a transcript of the gene GOLT1A, whose product is annotated as golgi transport 1A. The transcript has 5 exons. Gene Ontology annotation, cellular component: endoplasmic reticulum; membrane. The record is from RefSeq and is a predicted model, not a curated record. Bases 72 to 470 code for a protein of 132 amino acids. Lineage: Eukaryota; Metazoa; Chordata; Lepidosauria; Squamata; Rhineuridae. Gene Ontology annotation, biological process: endoplasmic reticulum to Golgi vesicle-mediated transport; retrograde transport, endosome to Golgi.
CUCGCUCCCUCCUGUGACAUUCACAUCUAUACCUGAAAAUCUAGAGCCCAUCUAGGCCUACAGCGGUGAAGAUGAUAGAGAUCACAGAAAUCCAGAAGAUUGGUGUGGGACUCGUGGGCUUUGGGAUGUUUUUCCUCCUUUUUGGAGUGCUAUUGUACAUGGAUUCAGUGCUACUGGCCUUCGGAAAUAUCCUGUUCCUCUCCGGCCUGGCCAUUAUUAUUGGACUAAGAAGAACCUUUGGUUUCUUCUUCCAGAAGCAGAAGUUUAAGGGAACUAGUUUCUUUUUGGGAGGCAUAUUUAUUGUCCUGUUUCGGUGGCCUGUCCUGGGCAUGCUUCUGGAGACCUAUGGCUUCAUUAACCUCUUCAGGAGCUUCUUCCCAAUCGCCUUUGGAUUUCUGGGAUCACUGGUGAACAUCCCAUUUUUAAGUAAGCUGUUCCAGAAACUUGGAGAUACCAGCUCCAUGGUGUAGCCUGGAUAAGUGGCCUGCUGCAAGAGACAACUUCCCCUCCUACAAGCAAAUAGACUUUUUUUUUAAUGAAGAGCAUGUUGUCUUCAGAGUGGUAUGCCACUGAGUGCCCCUCCCCGCCCAAUUCAUAUAUUUAAAGGCCCUUGUGUGAUCACCUACAGGAGUGUGCAAGGUCACUGGCAGGUUCAUGCCCCAAUUGUCUGGAGGUGCUCAAUGCAAGAGUGGUUACAAUUGGGUAAAGUGUGAAGUCCUACAUCCUGCUGGUUCAUACAGAUGCUGGGGCUGAACAAUAGAUAUGAACAACGGCUGAGUGAGCAUCGGUGUGCCUGGGCACAUUUCUGUUUACAUGAUGUUUUUAGCAACAAACCAGCGUUUAGGACUUCUUGUUAAGUUGCUCCCAGAAAGACUCAUCCCUUUCACCUUCCAAAUAUCUACAGUAGUGUGCAUAAGCAAAGUACCCAGUUUCUUUUAUUUCUCUGACACGAUGUAUACACUGAUAUUUUUUUGUCCAUUGUAGCCUGUAGUUAAACAGGUCCUGUAGCAUCGCAGAACCUAUUUCCCAGAGAUAACAGUGGUGGAUACACCAAGCGCAAUUAUGCUCUUUCAUAUCAACUUUCUGAAAUAUUCAGUCACAGGUUAUACUGGAUUCAAGGCAUAGGAAGAAUGUGAGCUCACAGAAAAUGAGCCAUAAUGUGUCAGAAAUUUCAAACUGCAGAGAUUAAUUGAAGUGUGUGUCGUUUUUAAGUCAAGAUCAAAGGCAUAUUUUGAAUGCUAGCACACUAUCAAAACUAGUCUUACCUCACUAGCCAAAGACAGUGAUAGGAAGGGGGGGAAUUGACAUGAGUGUGAGAAAUGUUAUUCUGGGUUUUAUGUUCAUUUCAAAAUUUACAAUAAAAAGAUUAUUGUGGGGCAGGGCGGGGUUGCAAAAUGAUAUGCAGUUUAAAAAGAUACAACCUGUAGUUUGGAACAAUGUCUAUUUAACAGAGUGUGAACACUGUGAUCCCAACAUGCAAAUAUUUUUAUUUUCUUUUUUUUAUUUAACUAAACAUAAAUGUUGAAUGAUAUCAAAUAUACAGUGUUCAUCAAAA